AUGUCAAACAUCGGAGUAUUUACCAACCCCAAACAAGAACUUUACGUCGGUCCUUGCGAACCUGCUAAUGCCGAAGUUGAACUCAAACCAUCUGAAGUGCUCCUGCGCGUCCGGGCUACUGGAAUUUGUGGUUCUGACGUGCAUUUCUGGAAAGAAGGCCGCGUCGGAGAUACAAUGGUGGUGCGAGAUGAACACAUUUUGGGGCACGAGUCUUCUGCAGAUGUUUUGAAAGUGGGUUCCGCAGUGAAAAACUUGGCCGUAGGGGACCGUGUAGCAAUUGAACCCGGCAAGCAGUGCUUAACUUGCGAUCAGUGCCUCCAUGGUCACUACAAUGGAUGCGAACAGGUAGAAUUCAAGUCUACCCCUCCUUUUCAGGGUCUAUUGAGGCGAUUGGUUGUCCACCCGGCCCGAUUGUGUCACAAGAUCAGCGACAGAAUUUCGUAUGAGGAGGGUGCAUUGCUCGAGCCAAUUUCUGUCGGUUUAGCUGGUAUCAGACAAGCAGAACUUGAACUUGGUGAUUCGGUCGUGGUUUGUGGUGCUGGGCCCAUUGGAAUAGUAUGUGCUAUUUUGGCGCGUGCUGCUGGUGCUGCUCCUCUUGUUAUCACCGACAUCAACCAACAUCGUCUCGAAAUGGCAUCAAGGCUUGUUCCGAAUAUCCGCACGGUUAAAGUGGAGCCAAAUGAUGAUCCUCAGCUAACGGCGAAGAAAAUUAUUGCUGCUGCCAAUGGCGUCAAAAUGAAGGUCGCCCUUGAGUGCACUGGAUUUGAGCAAAGUAUUGCAGCUUCAAUUUAUUCGCUUCAAUUUAAAGGCGUUUGUGAGAUCAUUGGUGUAGGCAAAGAUCACAUCAAUCUUCCAUUUAUGCACGCCAGCGUCAACGAAAUCACGAUCAGAGGCCUGUUUAGGUAUGCCAACACUUGGCCUACUGCUAUUCGUCUUCUAGAGAACAAGCUCAUUGAUAUUCAGGGCCUUGUUACUCAUAGACUCCCACUUGAAAAGGGUGUUGAAGCGUUUGAAAUCGCGAGCAACCCUUCUUCCAAUUCGAUCAAGGUGAUCAUCUUCAACGACAAUAUUUCGUGA
Messenger RNA from Wickerhamiella sorbophila, 1077 nucleotides. RefSeq names its product L-arabinitol 4-dehydrogenase. NCBI's taxonomy places the organism in Eukaryota, Fungi, Ascomycota, Dipodascomycetes, Dipodascales, Trichomonascaceae. Gene Ontology annotation, biological process: D-sorbitol catabolic process. Bases 1 to 1077 code for a protein of 358 amino acids. The transcript has a single exon. Gene Ontology annotation, molecular function: L-iditol 2-dehydrogenase (NAD+) activity. The record is from RefSeq and is a predicted model, not a curated record.